AAUACGUCGAUAGUAAGUAUUAUAAGGAUUAGUUUUAGCCUAAGUAAGGAAAUCGUUGCCCUAAGUAUAGUAGAAGUAGAGACGUAUUUUAGAAUAAUAACUUUUUAUAUUUUAUUUAUUAAUACCCUAUUUCUCCUAUAUCUAAAAGAUAUAGAUCGACUAGGUAUUAUAUUUAAUAAUAUAAAGAAUAGAAUCUCUAAUAGUAAGUACUUUAAAAUAGUCGAACGAUAA
This is a messenger RNA of Colletotrichum lupini, 231 nucleotides long. RefSeq lists its product as uncharacterized. Lineage: Eukaryota; Fungi; Ascomycota; Sordariomycetes; Glomerellales; Glomerellaceae. The annotation marks the transcript as partial. The transcript has a single exon. The record is from RefSeq and is a predicted model, not a curated record.